UUCCACUUGACUAUAAUCUUCUAUAGUCCUAAUAAGUAAUAAUAAAACAUUCCCAAGUCCACAGGAAGGCAGAAGUAUGCAGCAUUUAACAGGAAGCUUCCCUGCAUUGGCCACCUCUGAUGCCAGGAAAAGAUGCAGAGCUUACUAAUGGAUCUUCUACGGAGAUCAUCGUUGUUCGUCAUGGUGAAACUGAAUGGAAUGCUCUUGGCAAAAUGCAGGGACAAAUGGACAUUGAUCUAAACAACGUCGGGAGACAACAAGCUAUUACAGUUGCUGAGCGACUGUCGAGGGAGCCAAAUAUAUCUGCUAUCUAUUCAUCUGAUUUGAAGAGGGCACUUGAAACGGCACAAACUAUAGCAUCCAGAUGUGUUGGACUUCAGGUUAUAACAGAUGUAGACCUGCGAGAAAGACAUAUUGGGGAUCUUCAAGGACUUGUAUUUCGCGAAUCAUCCAAGAUUAAUCCUGUAGCUUUUGAAGCAUUGAAGUCGCCUAAAUCAGAUCAAGAAAUUCCGGGUGGUGGUGAGAGUCGGGAUCAGUUAUAUAAAAGAUGCACAUCUUCAUUGCAAAGAAUUGCUGAAAAACAUAGAGGGGAGCGAGUAGUUGCAGUAACUCAUGGGGCUGUCAUAGAAAUGCUAUACAAGCGAGCUAUACCUGGUGGAAAAGCUGGAGGAGUAAUGAAUACGUCUGUUAGUAUAAUUCAAUUGUCUAAAGAAGAUGUUUGGUCGAUCAAGCUAUGGAAUGAUAUCAGUCAUCUCAAAGAAACAGAAUUUCUGGAAUCAGCUGCUGGUGGAAGUGAUUCUUCGGGCUAGCUACCUCAUCAUGGUACUUGCAUUUCAAAGAGAAUUUGACGUACUUGAUUAUUAUUAGCAUGUUUAUUAAUAACAAACUCUAAUAGAUCGCAAAUAUAUGUGGCAUGAGAGUGUUUACUACUAUUUAGAACCCUAGUUUGAAACAUUUUUGAAAUAGAGAGAUACAAAUGGUGGAAUGUGUAUCUAGUUUAAUCAAUAAUACUCUUAGGCUAUGUUUAGUUCACCUGAAAUUUUCUGAUCUGAACUUAUCUGAUCUGAAUUUAUUUUUUCUGAUAUGAUCUGAACUGAUCUGAACUGAUCUCAUCUGAUCUGAUUACAAGAUCUUAUCUUUUAGAUUUUUCUCAAUAUAUAAGAAAAAUUAUUGUCAUA
This is a messenger RNA of Beta vulgaris subsp. vulgaris (sugar beet), 1178 nucleotides long. RefSeq names its product phosphoglycerate mutase-like protein 4. Gene Ontology annotation, molecular function: phosphatase activity. Gene Ontology annotation, cellular component: cytoplasm; cytosol. The transcript has 7 exons. NCBI's taxonomy places the organism in Eukaryota, Viridiplantae, Streptophyta, Magnoliopsida, Caryophyllales, Amaranthaceae. The record is from RefSeq and is a predicted model, not a curated record. The coding region runs from base 120 to 809 and encodes 229 amino acids.